AUGCGUCGUGUCCAGAUCUUCUCGGGAACAUCCAACCCGGCUCUCUGCGAUGCCAUCUGCGAAAGACUGGGUCGGGCCCCGUCCAAAGUCGAGCUGAAAAAGUUCGCCAAUGGCGAGACCAGCGUGCAAGUUGGAUGCUCGAUUAGAGAGCAGGACGUUUUCAUUGUCCAGGGUGGAGGGGCAAAGGUCAACGAUGCCAUCAUGGAGACCUUGAUCUUGAUAUCUGCCUGUAAAGGCGGUUCGGCGAACAAAGUCACUGCUGUGUUACCAUACUUUCCUUACUCGAAACAGUCCAAAAAGAAGUCUCAUAGGGGAGCCAUAACCGCAAGAAUGCUUGCGAAUUUGUUGACUGUUGCUGGUGUGGAUCAUGUUAUCACGGUGGACUUACAUGCGUCUCAGAUGAAAGGUUUCUUCUCCAGGCCCGUAGACAAUCUUUCUGCGGAACCAAUCUUUGCCAAAUGGAUCAGACAAAACGUUCCUAAUUGGAGGGAGGCGGUGGUCGUAUCCAAAAAUCCGGGAGGCACGAAGAGGGUGACAUCGCUCGCCGAUGCCCUUAAACUUAACUUUGCCCUGAUCACAACAGACAAGCGUCGAGCAAUCCACGACUCCGCCUUACAGUCUAGAAGACAUUCACCGGCCCACUCAGAUCAUGGGAACAACACCGUUGAUACUGGGAAUAAUGAAAAAGCCAUCGAGACCCCGGAAAAUUCGUCAAAGCCUCAAUCCGAGAAGGCUAAUUCCGUCCGGGAGGGAAGCUCUGAUACUGUUCCGUUCCGGCGCCAGGGGUUGAGUUCAUAUCUCCAGCACCAACGUUCAGGGUCCUCGGAUUCGUCGCCUCGACAUAACAUGUUAGGCAUCAAUACCCACAUGGGGCAUCGUAACGUUCCACACCCAGAUUCACAUAUGUCACCUCACCAUAGCCAUCAUCACAGCCUGUCUAGCUUGUCUAGCCACCCAUUGAAGGAGCAGCAUAGCGGGAUCCCCGAAGAUGAGGAAGAGGACGCAGAAGAUACUUACAAUGAUGACCAGGUUUCUGCCGUUACCACAAGCCGUCUCGUCCAAGGUCACGUCGUUGACGACGACUACCCAUCCCCGUCAAUGACAGCUAGCGUCGUUCUCGAGAACGGCGAAGGCAACUUGGAUCAUAUGUUGUCGAGUAUUUACUCGACUACUUCGUCUGUGCUUGGCCAUGAUAGCCAUGCGCUCGGUGGUGUUGAUGCUAACGCUUCAGAUGAAGAUGACGAGCCUCAUGAUCAAAUUGAGAGGAUGAUCACGCUUGUUGGCGAAGUUAGGAAUAAAACUAUCUUCAUUGUGGACGAUAUGAUGGACCGUGCAGGCAGUUGGGUUGCAGCCGCGGAAUUGGCAGUGAAGGUGUGCGGUGCAAAGAAGGUAUACUGCAUCGCUACGCAUGGCCUCUUCGGACCAGGAACUCUGGAAGAGAUGGACGAGUGCAAGUGCAUCGAUAAGAUCGUUGUCACAAACUCCUUCCCACUGGGCGACGAUAUCUGCCGAAAAUACAAGAAGCUCAUUGUCAUUGAUCUAUCGCAUCUCUUGAGUGAGGUGAUCCGAAGAAACCAUCAUGGCGAAACAAUCUCGCCGCUUUAUAACUACUAUUGGGAUUAG
This is a messenger RNA of Orbilia oligospora ATCC 24927, 1623 nucleotides long. RefSeq lists its product as uncharacterized. Gene Ontology annotation, cellular component: ribose phosphate diphosphokinase complex; cytoplasm. The transcript has 8 exons. The record is from RefSeq and is a predicted model, not a curated record. Gene Ontology annotation, molecular function: ribose phosphate diphosphokinase activity; magnesium ion binding. The coding region runs from base 1 to 1623 and encodes 540 amino acids. NCBI's taxonomy places the organism in Eukaryota, Fungi, Ascomycota, Orbiliomycetes, Orbiliales, Orbiliaceae. Gene Ontology annotation, biological process: 5-phosphoribose 1-diphosphate biosynthetic process; purine nucleotide biosynthetic process.